CAGCAAUUUUGCACAGGAAGCUUUGGGAGAUGUUGUUUACUGUAGUCUUCCUGAAGUUGGGACAAAAUUGAACAAACAAGCACGUGAAUGAAGUCCUUCCGGUGCCUGAAACCUCUAUAAAGUCUAACGAGACAUCAUAUAUCUAUGGGUGAUGUGAAGCUUUUUUUUGGCUGCUUUCAAGAGCUUCCAGUCAUGUAUCUUUGGUUUUCAGAAGUCUGACUCUCAUGUGGGAAGAGUUUUCUCUGUAUUUAUAUGAGGAAGAUGUUAAAAACGUUAAGUAUCCAUCACAGUAAUGGAUGUCUGUCAGGAAAAUGACACAAAGUCAGAAAAUAGUGAAAAUAAUGAAAUUCAAAGCACAGAAGAAACUGAAAUAAUGCAUACUUGUCCAGAUGAAAGAAAAGAAAAGAAUCAUGUUUGUUGUCUUCUUAAUAUCAGUGACAUUACACUGGAACAAGAUGAAAAAGCCAAUGAGUUUAUUAUCGGAACGGGAUGGGAAGAAGCAGUCCAAGGCUGGGGAAGGACUUCUCCAACCGCCUGUAUCUGGCCCAGAAAGAAGCUUAAAAAGGCCAGGGUGGGAGAAGGUGUGGACAACUGCUUACUCUGUGUCAGCCUCUCCCAAGGGAGCUCCGAGGCCAGUCCUCCAUCCGCAGGGAAGCUAGAGUCUGGGACUCUGGCUCAAGGGGGCCUCGAGAAGGAUAGGGGCACCCUCUCCCAGACACAGGGGCAGACCCCAGGCCCCACCACUGCUUCCAAGGAGAUUAGCAAGAUCUGCUUUCCUACCUACAGUCAGGCAGAGAAAAAAAGCCUGCAAAUAAAGGAAUUUAUUUGGUGCAUGGAAGACUGGGUCGCCCCCGAGACUGUUAAAGGAAAGGAACUCAGAAAUCCCAGCAGAGGUCUCUGCAGAGGGGCCUCCCUCUCUGACACCUUGACUUCCAAAACUCUUUUAGUUCUACCUCCCCUGAAGACUGCACUCUCAAACAGCGUGGAUGUUCCAGGUAAGAAGAAUACAAACUUUUCCUUACAGUCAGAAGAGAAGGUGCUGAGUGUGGAAAAGGAUGAGUGUGUGGCUUGUGAUUUUGGAUUGAAAACAGUUGAUGGGAAAGGUGAAAAGAGACCAUUUGAACUGGCCAGGCACCUUAAGGUCAACAAAACGCUGCCUUUCCCUCCCCGGGAGACCCGGACAUCCCUGCUGGCCGAGCCCCAGCCCUGCUGCCUGCCCUGGUCCCUCCUGCCUGAGAAAAACCCGGUGUGCACUCCUGACCCCAAGAACCUUCACUUUCUCACCACCUUACGGCUUUUGCAGAAACACGGAGUGCAAAACUAUAAGGCCAAGUUCAAAGCCAGGGAGCCAAGACCUCCUGUGAACACCCCAAAGCGCAUUCUCACCGAGACCAAGCAGGAAAACAGCUCCAAAACUUUGGACCCUAAAUUGUUCCCCAAACCUCUCUUGCCUUCCCUCACAGUGAGCAGAGUUGUUAUUCCUGUCUCCACUCACAGGUUCCUCUGAGUUGCCACAAUAUAAAUCCCUGGGAAUUAGCACUGUCUGAAAUUCAUUCAGUCUUCCUCUCCUCCCCUAUUCCAGUCUCUUUCUCUUGUUCCCUCCUCUCUCCCUCUCCAUGUCCUUUUGUUUAAUAGAAAACAGGAAAUUUAGCCAAUUGAACCUCAUUAUUUGAGUUUUCGCUUAGUCUCAUAUUUCAAAGUACACAGGAUUGACUUCUGUUGAAUCACCAUUUACAAACUGCCGCUCUCAGCCCCUGCCUGCCCUGACCUUCUGUUCCCCACUGGAAGCCAGGUUGAUGGCCAAGUCCCAGAGCCUCUUUCUGUGAUACCCCCAUGCCAGCCUCUAGUGAGCCCCACUGCCUUAAGUAAGGUUGGGAUUGUUUAGUCAAGUUGUUUCCUGGUGUUUUUUGUUGUUGUUUUUUGUUUUUUUGUUCUGAUCCAGGCAGCUAAGUCAAUUGGCUCAUUUUCUCUUGCAACCAAAUUUAGAAACACUGCUUUAAUAAUUCCAGCCUACCUCCAAAUGAGCUAUCAAAGCUAUCGAAUCCUUGUGUUCAUAGAUGUACCCGGUCCAUUGUAUUCUUUGUGUGCAAAGUGACAUAUGUCCAUGGAUAAAACAUAUCCACAUCUUGGGUGACACAUCCUUAUGUUUUAUCCAUUGAUAUCCAUUAUACGUGUCCAAGAUUUCAUGUACUUAUAUUGUACCCUCAUGCUAGUCUCUGAGCCUGAGGAAAUUUUAACCACAUUACAAAAUCCAUCUUGGGGGAGCAGGUUAAGAAAUUAAAUAACAACAUCACCUCAGAAAUACAGAAGGAAACUUGUCUCUCAGAAGAAAUUGAAUUUAACCAACGUGGAGUUCCAGAAUAAUCAUGAUGUGACUAUUGUUUUCAUCAGGCAAAUGAAUAGUCAUUACAAUAAAGGUUCCCCGAAAUGACAAUUGAGAAAUUGUACAUUAAGCAACUUUAAUAAAUAGUUUGUAGGGAAAAAAAAGAAAGAAAUAUAGAAAACUUAGUGGACAUUUAUAUCUCCUAAUUUAUGUA
Molecule: messenger RNA, 2537 nt
Organism: Condylura cristata (star-nosed mole)
Lineage: Eukaryota; Metazoa; Chordata; Mammalia; Eulipotyphla; Talpidae
Product: chromosome unknown open reading frame, human C16orf46
Exons: 5
Coding region: 293-1507 (404 amino acids)
Source: RefSeq, a predicted model, not a curated record